AUGGAGUACAUCCUCUCCGUAGUGGCCGCCCUGGCCAUUACGCCGAUAGCCAUGACGGCGUUCUUCAAACUUCUCGUCUCGUUGCAGAAAUAUUCGGUCGUCCAGGAGAGAAUUGCGCAGUUGACGAGGAGGUCCAGCGAUCCCAUCAAGACUUCGAGACCGGUUGUUUUGGUUGAUCUUAGCGCUGCAGUGGGAAAGAGGGUUGCUGCGCAUUUGAUGCCGGAGUAUGAAGUCAUUCUGGAACUGCAGAGUAUUCCGCGAGCGAAGCAGGAACUUUCCAGCAUUGUGGCGAAACAGAGACCAUGCACUGAUGGGGACACUGUCGGCACGCACGACUUCUCACGCAUCCCCAAGCACGUAAUCUUCAGCAAAGGCUACCGCGAGAACAAAGUUCAGGAAGUGCGUGAAGCCCUCGGUGGCGAAAAGUCCGGAAUCUCAUGGUAUUGGACGCCCAGCCCGCCUGGAGAGAAGCUCCCGAAUCCUGGCAAGAUCGAUGAAGAGCAGAUGGACUUCUUCGCCGGUAGGAUCGCUGGCCAUAUCAAGAAGACCUUGAAUUCAGUGGUGGAGGAUGGUAAAGAAGGCGUGGACGGGUUGUAUGAGUUGUAG
This is a messenger RNA of Zasmidium cellare ATCC 36951, 606 nucleotides long. RefSeq lists its product as uncharacterized. NCBI's taxonomy places the organism in Eukaryota, Fungi, Ascomycota, Dothideomycetes, Mycosphaerellales, Mycosphaerellaceae. The record is from RefSeq and is a predicted model, not a curated record. Bases 1 to 606 code for a protein of 201 amino acids. The transcript is spliced from 4 exons.